This is a messenger RNA of Leptonychotes weddellii (Weddell seal), 1032 nucleotides long. Lineage: Eukaryota; Metazoa; Chordata; Mammalia; Carnivora; Phocidae. The record is from RefSeq and is a predicted model, not a curated record.
AUGUCUGUGCGCUUUUCUUCUGCAUCCAGACGGCUUGGCUCCAGCGGGGGAGUAGGUUUUGGGGCUGGAAAUGCAUGCGGUGUGCCAGGCAUUGGAAGUGGCUUUUCUUGCGCUUUUGGGGGCAGCUCAUCUGCAGGAGGCUAUGGUGGGGGACUGGGCGGGGGAAGUGCUUCUUGCGCUGCCUUCACCGGGAAUGAACACGGCCUCCUGUCGGGCAACGAGAAGGUGACCAUGCAGAACCUCAAUGACCGCUUGGCCUCCUACCUGGAGAAUGUGCGAGCACUAGAGGAGGCCAAUGCCGAUCUGGAGCAGAAGAUCAAGGGCUGGUAUGAGAAAUUCGGGCCUGGUUCUUGCCGUGGUCUUGAUCAUGAUUACAGCAGAUACUUCCCAAUAAUUGAUGACCUUAGGAACCAGAUCAUUUCUGCAACUACCAGCAAUGCCAAUGUUAUCCUGCAAAAUGAUAAUGCAAGACUUACGGCUGACGACUUCAGGCUAAAGUUUGAAAAUGAGCAGGCCCUUCACCAGAGCGUUGAUGCGGACGUCAGCGGUUUGCGCAGGGUGCUGGAUGAGCUGACUCUCUGCAGAACCGACCUAGAGAUCCAGCUGGAAACCCUGAGCGAGGAGCUGGCUUACCUCAAGAAGAAUCACGAGGAGGAGAUGAAGGCGCUGCAGUGCGCGGCCGGAGGGAACGUGAACGUGGAGAUGAACGCAGCGCCCGGGGUGGACCUCACGGUCCUGCUGAACAACAUGCGGGCAGAGUACGAAGACCUGGCCGAGCAGAACCGCAGGGACGCGGAGGCCUGGUUCAAUGAGAAGAGCGCUUCCCUGCAGCAGCAGAUUUCUGAUGACGCUGGUGCAACCACCUCAGCUCGGAAUGAGCUCACCGAGAUGAAGCGUACUCUUCAAACCCUGGAGAUCGAACUCCAGUCCCUCUUGGCAAUGAAAAGAAAAUUACAGGCCAAUAUCCCUGAUGAAUAAAGAUGCAAAAAUCUUCAACAAAACUCUAGCAAAAUAAAUUCAACAGCACCAUAA